This is a messenger RNA of Pyricularia grisea, 2403 nucleotides long. RefSeq lists its product as uncharacterized. The record is from RefSeq and is a predicted model, not a curated record. The transcript is spliced from 3 exons. NCBI's taxonomy places the organism in Eukaryota, Fungi, Ascomycota, Sordariomycetes, Magnaporthales, Pyriculariaceae. The coding region runs from base 483 to 1466 and encodes 327 amino acids.
UGCAUCUCCACGGCGCAAAGUCCUUUCCAAAGAAAAAGAGAGCGGGCAGCUAGCUCUCAGCUUAACCCCUCAUUACUGAGCAAGGCGCUCUUCUCCCUCCAUUCUUGGGCUGGCGCCAUUCGACCUGAAAUUGUCUAGACCCCCAACCCCACUUCUCCUCUCCCUGAACUACCUAACUUUCUACUUUGGGGUAUUAUCCCCACUAACUCGUAUCGACGGCCCCCAGCCCCAUUUAAUUUACAGGGGAGAACAUUACUCACCACCCUAACCUCCUCUAUACCACCAACCACCACCGUCCUGUCGCCAGUCUUAUCGAGCCCAUCGAGCGAGGCGCGCCUUUCUCUCGACACUGUGGGCACGGCAGCCAGGAAAAUCAAGGACGGAAACGAUUUGCGAUUCCUGGUUUCCACCAGUGAAAUGGUCACUCUUUCCUUGUCAGUUCAGAAAGGAUAGCCGAGAGACGAACGAAUAAAAUAAAAAAUAUGGGCUGCUGCGGUUCCCGGCCCACAGGGCAAAACUCGCCCUACCCCGGGGAUGCUGCGUCGGCGUCGGCGCGUGCAAUCAACACCGUCGCAACCCGUCCCGCUGCGAGUUCGACGCUCUCUGGGGAUGCCGAAGCGGCAGCAUCGCCCACAUCUACGCGCUCGCCUCAGCAGAGACACCGUCAUCGCCAGCCGCUCGAUCAGCACAUCAACAAGCCGCUGCGCCGGCACCGGUGGGCAUCGCGGACUCGCGUGUGGACGCUAGAGGACCUGGCAGCCGAGAGGAAGGACUUUUUCGAUACUCGGGUGACGGGACGCGUCGAGGUCUGGCAGGCCAUCAAGACUGCGCUCGAGGUUCUAUGGGACUCCGACCCCAACCGUCCCCCGGGGACGACGGCGCCGACUCAGGAGCAGCAGGAAGAGGCGUUGCUCACGGCGCAGAGCAUCAUGAUGGCUGCUGACAUCACACUCCCCACGGGCAACCUCGCACAGGGGGUCUACGACCAGCUCGGCAACUAUUAUCCCCUGCCCGAGCACGUCGUCUGCAAUCCGGUCAAUGUCAUCAAUGCCUCCGACCUCCCACCUUCAGAGGACGGGGACGAGAUUGAUGACGACGAGGGUGAUAUGGGAAGCAUAGGGGACACGAAACAGCCCUAUGUCGCCAGCUCGGCCGAGGACGACGAGACUGACAGGGCGGCUCAGCGCCGUAAAGAAAAGGGGAAAGAGGUCGAAGUCGAGGAGGAGACCAUCACCGUUCGCUGUCGACUUAGCGAAAAUGCACGCGAUGUACUGGUCACAGUUCCCAAGAAGAGUCCAGUACGGAUUCUAGCCCGGCGAAUAGUCGAGGAAGCCAAGCUUCCGGAUGACACGAGCGUACGGAUCGCAUACUUGGGAAAGAUUCUUCGCGACACGACACCUCUUACCCUGCAAGGUUGGCAGGAGGGACAUGUACUCAACGCCAUGUGCUUCAUCAAAUCACGUUAGGAGCGUGAAGUGUUACCUGACGCAAAUACGGAUACUCGGGUCCGUGAAGUGUUACCCGACGGCAACGUGGAUGCUUGGAUCCGCAAUGUGAACCGCCCAUUUGGGCACGAAAGAUCCUCGACGUCACCAAUAUCACCUGAGCCGGUAUCUCUUCCCGCAGAACCCAUCCAGCCACGCUUCAGAAGUCGUGGUAAUAUCGCUAGGUUCCUGGCCAACAUUGCCACGUUGUCUACUCCUACGAUACUCUCUCACGACACAGGCAUCGGAACGCGCGAAUCGAAUGAUCAGUCACUGGGAAUUCCGACGUUCUAUCUGGAAUCAAUGCCACCGCUACCCUUAUCUGGAUCCAUCUUACCUGGUACAGAACGACCAGUCACUGGCAGCUCAUUGCAGAGGAGCAGCACGAUAAGUGGCACCGAAACCCUCAGAAGUGGUUCACCUCCGGCACUUCAGGCAUCGAAUGAUAAGUAGAGACUUGGUCUGAAUGAAGUCCUGGACUCUCGAAACAACCUGAAACCUCCCUGGGCAUUCACCUGAAAGUGCUGUGGCCUCAAAUACCCAGAUCUGCUUUACCCUCGUUUGGUUCACUUGCCCAAAGCCGAUUUGUUCUCACUUUUGUCACUUGCUUCCAUUAUCACCUGUUAUUUUGCUUCUUUUCCUUCCUUCAUGAUACCCCUCUUAGCAUUUCUGAUCUAUUCCACGCAUCAUGGCUCAUUGUCCUGCCGUUCAAACUGUUUUCUCCUUUUCGAGGAACGUCUGAGAGCAAUUUUUCUUGUGGCUUGCAUCAUUUUUCCUGAUAUCGAGUGUAAAUCCUUUCAGUCGUGCACAUGUGGAAAUACUCGGAGGCUUGCGCUAUAUCAAGACAUGUUCAAGUUGCAUAGCCGACAGUGGGUAGUUUUACAUACAGCAUAAUGUUAAUAAUGAUGCUGACUCUGCA